CUGGAUGACUCGAGGGUGAUCCUUGGUCGAGAAAGCGCAUCUUCACUGCAUCAACCACCUUGGGAUAUCAGCCAUGUCCAGCAAAUCCGUCAAGUGGAUCGCAGAUAUCGAAAAGUCGUGUCUUCUUACCAACUUUGAGAAGAGAGGAUGGGUGAAAGGCACCGAAGAGGACUGGAACUUCUAUUGGGCAGGCGUCCACAACUUUCGCAACAUCAUGAACCCAGAGUCCGGCUAUCGUCUUGGAGAAAAUCAAAUCAUCAACCACUUUCCAAACCAUCUCGAGUUGACGAAAAAGGACCUUAUGGUCAAGAAUAUUAAACGCUAUCGCAAGGAGCUCGAAAAAGAGCGAGAGCGCGAGAAAGAAAAGGCCCCGGGGGCGCCCGAGAAGCAGGAAAAGUACAAUUAUAUCGACUUUCUACCAAUCACAUACACGCUCCCUGGAGACUACAACUUGUUUGCGGAAGAGUUUCGCAAGGCACCCUCGAGUGUGUGGAUCAUGAAGCCCACCGACAGAGCCCGCGGAAUCGGGAUUUUCAUCAUCAACAAGCUCCAGCAAAUCAAGAAGUGGUCCCGCGACAACAAAAUGCAAUGGUCGUAUGCCAACUGCAAGGAUACGUACGUUGUCUCCAAGUAUAUCGACAACCCACUUCUGAUCGGUGGAAAAAAGUUCGACCUACGACUUUACGUUUUGGUGACAUCGUGGAGGCCCUUGAUUGCGUACAAGUACAGCCAAGGGUUUUGUCGAUUCUGCGCUGUCAAAUACAACACGGACGUCAGUGACCUCGACAACAACUUUAUACAUCUAACGAAUGUGUCGAUCCAGAAGUAUGGUGAAGACUAUAACGAAAACAAUGGCGGAAAGUGGAGCCUCAAAAACCUGAUCCUAUAUCUCGAAGCCACCCGCGGCAAGGCCCUGACUUCAAAGCUGAUUGACGAAAUCGACUCUAUCUUUGUGCACUCGCUGCGAGCCGUGCAGCAGUUGAUGACAAACGACAAGCACUGCUUCGAGUGCUACGGAUACGAUAUCAUCAUCGAUGCAGAUUUGCGACCCUGGCUCAUCGAAGUCAACGCCUCGCCUUCGCUAAGCGCAACGACAACCAGUGACCGUCUUAUGAAACAUUGUCUCAUCAAUGAUAUCAUAGACCUGAUCAUUCCGGAUGAUUUUCCCGACGUCAAAAACGGUCGAGGCGGCGUCGCUCAAAAGGACAAAAAGGACGCUGGAGGAUUUAUCCCGCUCUAUGAUGACGCUGCGGCCCUCGAACGAGAGCGGCCCCGGUCGAGUCUGAACAAGGCUAAUGUUGGCGUCAAGCCCAAGGUUCGUUAGACGACACUAAUAGUCAUGGACGACGAAGGACUUAUGCAAUGGAGGCAACCACUCGGUUCUGUAGCGUAUCCAAAACGAAACGGGACACUGUUGUGAGUCAG
Polychytrium aggregatum is the source of this 1425-nucleotide messenger RNA. Its product is annotated as tubulin-tyrosine ligase family-domain-containing protein. Gene Ontology annotation, cellular component: cilium. Gene Ontology annotation, molecular function: tubulin binding; tubulin-glutamic acid ligase activity. The record is from RefSeq and is a predicted model, not a curated record. Gene Ontology annotation, biological process: protein polyglutamylation; microtubule cytoskeleton organization. Lineage: Eukaryota; Fungi; Chytridiomycota; Chytridiomycetes; Polychytriales. The transcript is spliced from 13 exons. Bases 74 to 1324 code for a protein of 416 amino acids.